AUGUCGUCGAAUGAACAAAACCAAGAGGUUCCAAAGGAAGAAAAUAAAAUUCUUAAUUAUCUUAUCGAAGUAAGGGGUUCUCUAUCCAAAGUGAAACAAAACAGAGACAAAUACCUAAAUUCAAAAGACGUCCAACACACUUAUCAAGAUGUGCUAACAAAAGUCCGUGAAUUAGAUGAUAUUAGAAAGAUUAAUCAUAAGGAGGCCACUGGUGUCACGUUAAUCCAUAACUCGGAAUUGCACAAUCGUGUGGACUCCAUCCUCGAUGACGUGUUCCAAUUGUUAUCGCUAUGCUUCCUAACUGUGGGCUUAAAGAAAUCGGCUCCGGCAACUUAUGCAUCGCUAUCUACCGUUCAAUCCCUGUUGGAACAUUUAAAAGAAUCUCGUAUUUAUACACAUCAUGAUUUGAGACCUAUCAAGGAGAGGUUGGAUGAAAUCAGUAAGAUUGUGGAUGAAAGUUGUGCUGAUGAGAAAAGAGACAGUGAUAAGGAAGAGGACGAAUCCUUGAGUGAAGAAUUUAGAAAGAUCGACACUGAAAGAAAUAAAAAUAAAAUUGAACAGGAUUUAUUGUUAAAGGCUAAAUUAUGUCAUUGUUUGAAUUUAUAUAAUGAAAUUGAAUCAAAAUUGGAAUCCAUUGAUCCAAGUCUGGCUAGUUUAAUGGAAAAAUUAUUUCAAAUUAGAAGAAAUUUAUUAUCUUUAGUUACUUUAUCCAAUAAAAAUUUAUCUUUUCCUGUGAAUGAUGAUAAAUUAUCUUCUGUAGGAUUAGAAGUUGAAAAUAAUUCGGAAUCGACUAAUACUAGAAUCUCUAGAGAAAUUGUACAAAAAAAAUUAGAAUCUUUACAAAUAGAAUUGACUGAUUUAGAAAAUAAUAGAGAUGAAAAUGGUAACUUCAGAUCCUUAGAGACAAAUAUGGCUUCAGAUCAAGGCCAAAACGUAUUGAAUGGUCUUGUUGAUGAUUGUCAUGACUUGAUUAAUGACUUAUCUCAUCAUCCUAAUAAUUCCACUGAUAAUGCUAUUACUUUAUUUAAUGAUGAAAAUUUACAAAAAAUUUAUGAUGAAUUAAUAGAUAUUAAGACUACUUUGGAAAAUUUAAUGAUCACUAGAAGAUGGACUUUAAGAGAAACUGAUUUGUUUUCUUAUCAAAAGAGAUUAAGCGCAGUGGACGCAAAGAGAAUAAAUGGGAAGUUUCCAACUAGUGAUGGUAAUGUGACUGCCAAUUCAAAGGGUCAAUCUAUCUUAUUGUACCUAUUGAGAAGAUGUUACACCAUCAUCUAUAAACUGUUGGAGAGUUCCGAACCUGUCUCUGAAUCCUUACAACCAAUCCACAACCAAUUGUCUACAGUACGUCGUUGUCUUCUAGAAUUGAAAAGAAUGGGUGGUGUUAAUAAUGAAAGAGAGUUGUAUCCAUAUAUAAUGAAAUUAACAUCCUUGGAUAAUUUACGUAAGGAUGGGAAAUUUUAUGAUUCCGAUGGGAAUAUUCCAGAAGGUCAAGGUAUAUUGAAUGCUCUAUUAGCAAGUUGUUUUGAUAUUAUGCACGAAUUAAAAGUAGAAGCAGAAGAAAGAGAAGAAAAUGGGGAAGGUGGGGAUGAUUCAGAUAGUGAAGAUAAUUAUGAAGAAGGUAACGAUUAUUAUUAA
Messenger RNA from Maudiozyma barnettii, 1635 nucleotides. It is a transcript of the gene CUB1, whose product is annotated as Cub1p. The record is from RefSeq and is a predicted model, not a curated record. The coding region runs from base 1 to 1635 and encodes 544 amino acids. NCBI's taxonomy places the organism in Eukaryota, Fungi, Ascomycota, Saccharomycetes, Saccharomycetales, Saccharomycetaceae. The transcript has a single exon. Gene Ontology annotation, cellular component: cytoplasm; nucleus.